This is a messenger RNA of Thalassophryne amazonica, 2004 nucleotides long. It is a transcript of the gene acp5a, whose product is annotated as acid phosphatase 5a, tartrate resistant. The record is from RefSeq and is a predicted model, not a curated record. Lineage: Eukaryota; Metazoa; Chordata; Actinopteri; Batrachoidiformes; Batrachoididae. Gene Ontology annotation, molecular function: ferric iron binding; ferrous iron binding; acid phosphatase activity. The transcript is spliced from 5 exons. The coding region runs from base 165 to 1172 and encodes 335 amino acids. Gene Ontology annotation, biological process: bone resorption.
AGCUGCAGUUGUGAUGUCAGCCAAUCACAGGUCAGAUUUUGGCUUGAAAGCUGUGUGGUGGUGAAAAGGGGAAGCAGGCGCAGCUGGUGGAGCUUCUUUCAGUUCUGGUUAAACGUGUUUGACAUCAAUUUCUUUUCACUGAAGCUCUUUUUUAUUUACAGAAGAUGGCACAUAUCCUGAUUUCUGUCUUAAUUGCUGCUUUUGCUGUGGCGGGCUGCGACUCUACAGUCUUCCAGGACUUGCAUCAGCAUCAAAACCAAACUUCCAUCAAGUUUCUGGCAGUUGGCGAUUGGGGCGGGUUACCUUACCCCCCCUACAUGACGGUGGUCCAGAAGACUACGGCCCAAGAAAUGAACAAAGUGGCGGAGCAGAUGGGAGCCGACUUUGUUUUGGCCCUCGGUGACAACUUCUACUACAAAGGCGUGGACAGCGUGGGCUCUCCUCGGUUUAAGGUGACGUUUGAGUCUGUGUAUACAGGGAAGUUUCUCAAAGUCCCCUGGUUCGUGCUUGCCGGUAAUCACGACCACGCCGGGAAUGUCAGAGCGCAGAUCGAGUACAGCCAGAGAUCAAACAGAUGGAAGUUCCCUUCGUACUAUUACGAACUGAACUUUCACAUUCCCAACACGGGGAAGACCCUGAGCAUCAUUAUGCUGGAUACUGUGAUGCUGUGUGGCAACUCCAACGACUACGAUGACCAGAAGCCUAAAGGCCCCGCCCAUCCAGUCAACGCCAACCGUCAGCUGGCCUGGCUGCAGGGGAGACUGGCUCGAUCCGAGGCUGACUUCUUGCUGGUGGCGGGUCACUACCCCGUGUGGUCCGUGUCCGAACAUGGGCCCACAGACUGUCUCCUGCAGAGGCUUCGUCCCUUGUUGCUCAAGUACGAUGCUACUGCCUACUUCUGCGGUCACGACCACAACCUGCAGUUCCUGGAGGAGUCCGGCGUGGGCUACGUGGUGAGCGGUGCCGGGAACUUUGUGGAUCCUGACAUCCGUCACUGGAAUCACGUGCCCAAAGACUCCCUGAAGUUCUUCACUGGCAAAGCGUCUACGCUGGGUGGGUUUGUCCAUGCAGAGGUGACGAAGAACAACAUGGUGGUGACUUUUUUCCAGGCUCGAGGCACUUCGCUCUAUCGCACCGUCCUGCCUCAGAGGCGUUUCCGCCGCACCAGCUAACCGUACCGAAGUCUAACUGACUCGUUUGUGUGCAGUGUAGCAGGCCCGUAACGUAUCGCUUUUAUUCUUUUAAACAUCAGAGUUGUUAAGAAAAAAUAGAAUUUUAUGUAUGAACUUUGUUGUAAAAGAAACAAACUGUUUGUAAUGAAUAUCAACUUGAUCUUUGGCCAUAUUGAUUAGUGUUGCUGCUGCAGGUAUUAAACACGCUCCUAAAAGGUGCAGGUUCUGGUUCUGUCAGUCAUAUCGGAUAAUUCCGCUAGUCUCUGCCCCUUAUGCCAACUGCUUUAAAUUGCUUCCACUCACCUCCGAUGGGUUUAUUUAUUUUCCCCCUGAAUCUAUUCUGUUUGAGAACUAAAAAAAAAUAAUAAUAAUUAACUUUGACAUUUCAGCUUGUUGUUAUUGUUGUUGUUGUUGUUGUUUUUGUUUUGUGUUUUUUUUAAACAAAGUUGUGGCUAACCAAAACCCCGAGACAUUUCCAGGGUCCUGUUUAAGAAAACCGCUUCAACAUAGUCUGAGUGUAAACCUGUUCUGGUGUCGGAACCUGAUCUUCUCAGUUGCUGCAGCUACACAUCUGCCUUCUGAUUUUUGUGUUGGGAUUCUGUGGGUCUGAAAAGUCAAGAAUUGCCCAUGAAAAAGGGUGUUUAAUUUAGACCUAUUAUUCCGUGAGCACUUCCUGCUCUGGCGUUCGGGUCUCUGAAUCCUAACAUUGUAUAAUUUUGGCCAACUAAAGUGUAAAAGGUCAAAAGUCAAUAUUUCUUUCAAAGCAACAUUUAUACUCUUGUUAUUUUAAGUGUUAACCUUGUUUUGCACAAUAAAUAAAUGGCUUUUAGGC